Messenger RNA from Empidonax traillii (willow flycatcher), 898 nucleotides. Its product is annotated as gastrula zinc finger protein XlCGF7.1-like. The annotation marks the transcript as partial. Lineage: Eukaryota; Metazoa; Chordata; Aves; Passeriformes; Tyrannidae. The record is from RefSeq and is a predicted model, not a curated record. Gene Ontology annotation, molecular function: DNA-binding transcription repressor activity, RNA polymerase II-specific. Gene Ontology annotation, biological process: negative regulation of transcription by RNA polymerase II. The transcript has a single exon.
GAAAGAGCCGUCCUGUGCCGGGAAGGCGGCCGGAGCUUGAGCCGGAGCUCCGAGCUGGUGGUCCCUGAGCAGCCUCCCAGCAGGGAGAAGCCCUUCAGGUGCUUGGAAUGUGGGAAGAGCUUCAGCCGGAGCUCCACCCUCCUCACCCACCAGCACAUCCACACUGGGGAACGGCCCUACACAUGUGGGGAAUGUGGGAAGAGCUUCAGGCAGAGAUCUGCCCUGAUCAAACACCAGCGCAUCCACACUGGGGAACGGCCCUACGUGUGUGGGGAAUGUGGGAAGAGCUUCAGGCAGAGAUCUGCCCUGAUCCAACACCAGAACAUCCACACUGGGGAACGACCCUACAUGUGUGGGGAAUGUGGGAAGAGCUUCAGGAACAGCUCCCACCUCCGCACCCACCAGCUCAUCCACACUGGGGAACGGCCCUACAAGUGCUUGCAAUGUGGGAAGAGGUUUCAGACCAGCUCACAUCUCCUCCUGCAUGAGACGACACACACAGAGGAGAGGCCCUUCCGCUGCACUGACUGCGGGAAGGGAUUCAAACAGAACAGCAACCUCACCACCCACCGGCGCAUCCACACCGGGGAGAGGCCCUACAAGUGUGGGGAGUGUGGGAAGAGCUUCAGUCGGAGCUCUACCUUGACCAGACACCAACGGACCCACCAAUAAGAGAAGCCCUACAAAUACCCCAACUGUGAGAAGAGCUUCAUCUGCUGCUCCCACCCCGAAUGACCCCCCUGAUGGUGAGGCAACCCCUGGAGUCCAGUGACUGUCAGUUCAUCCCUUUCUACCAGGAAGGGCCAGUCCCAUUUGCCAGGGGCAGGUUGUGCCAACAGAACCCUUCUUGGGGGGUGUGUGGAGAUUCCUGCCUUGGCUGGGACCCCCCAAGGUCAGU